Molecule: messenger RNA, 2520 nt
Organism: Tinamus guttatus (white-throated tinamou)
Lineage: Eukaryota; Metazoa; Chordata; Aves; Tinamiformes; Tinamidae
Source: RefSeq, a predicted model, not a curated record
AAUCAGUGGUUCCUCCCUGCUGUAAGGGGAGAUAUUCCUCCAGGCUGUGCAGCCCAUGGAUUUGUUUGUGAUGGUACCAGAAUACUAGUUUUUGGAGGAAUGGUUGAAUAUGGAAGAUACAGUAAUGACUUAUAUGAAUUGCAGGCAAGUCGAUGGCUCUGGAAAAAAGUAAAACCUCAAGCUCCUUCGACCGGUUCACCACCUUGUCCUCGACUUGGCCACAGCUUUUCUUUGUAUGGUAACAAGUGCUACUUAUUUGGUGGCCUGGCAAAUGAAAGUGAGGAUUCAAAUAAUAAUGUUCCCAGAUACUUAAAUGAUUUCUAUGAACUGGAGCUGCAACAUGGUUCUGGAGUUGUGGGCUGGAGCAUUCCAGUGACAAAAGGGAUCUUGCCAUCUCCCCGGGAAUCUCACACAGCCAUUGUAUACUGCAGGAAGGACGUGGGAAGUCCCAAGAUGUAUAUUUUUGGAGGGAUGUGUGGCUGUAGGCUUAAUGAUCUUUGGGAGCUUGACAUAGAAACCAUGACCUGGUCAAGACCAGAAACUAAGGGGACAGUCCCACUUCCUCGCAGUCUCCAUACGGCCAAUGUAAUAGGAAACAAAAUGUAUGUGUUUGGUGGAUGGGUUCCCCAGUCAGCAGGAGGUGAAAUUUCUUCUCAUGAUGGUGAAUGGAAAUGUACCGGUUCAUUUUCUUACCUAAAUUUGGAUACCACAGAAUGGAUAGGUCUGAUCUCAGAUUGCCAGGAGGACAAAAGUAACUUGUUACCAGGGCCAAGAGCAGGACACUGUGCUGUAGCUGUGGGCACUCGUCUGUAUAUCUGGAGUGGUAGAGAUGGUUACAGAAAAGCUUGGAACAAUCAAGUUUGCUGCAAAGAUCUUUGGUACCUUGAUACUGAGAAACCUCCAGCCCCUUCCCAGGUACAGCUGAUUAGAGCUACAACUAACUCUUUUCAAGUGAAAUGGGAUGAAGUACCUACAGUCGAAGGGUAUCUACUCCAGCUACAUUCUGACUCGCCGGUGCCACCAGCGUCUGGAACACCUGGUGCUGGGGUUCCUGAGGCAUCGCUGCUCACUUCACAAGGUGCCUCUUCUCUUCAUCAAAGUCCACAGUUGUUGACUAGCAUCCCUUAUCCAGAUAUGAAGGUGGAUCAUCCCAGCCAAACAAAUAAUGUCAUUCCUAAUAACGUCCAAGUUUCCCUUUCAUCCAACUCAUUAUUAAAAAUAGAAGGAAAAGAAAAGGUUGCAGCACCUGAGAACAAGAUUACCCAAGAGACUAUGAAAAGCCAUGCAGAUGCUACAGGAUUCAAAGAAUCAAAUGCCCCUUCUCUUUUGCCUGUUUGUACUUCAAGUCCUCAGACUUCAGCAAAUGUAGGUGAAUUACAUGACUUGGACAAACGAACUGUAAAUCCUGAUGCCUCUGUAUGCAGUACUGUCUCCAGCACACAAACUAUGGUAACCCAGCAGGCUGUUAAAACUGAAUCAUCAAGUACAAAUGGGGCAGUUGUUAAAGAUGAAACUUCACUAACAACAUUCAAUUCAAAAUCUGAAGCUGCUGGAGCUGCUUUUGUCACCCCUUCAACAAGAGUUAAUACUGGACAGACAAAUGAUACUCACUCUUCUAAAACUCCGCUAAGGCAGAUGUCAACGGUGAAAACAAGGGAUCGACAGUGGUAUGAUGUUGGAAUUUUUAAAAACAACACUGCAGUGGUGAGCCAGUUCUACCUGCUGCCAGAGGAAACCCUGAGCAUCUCUAACAAGAAGGAAAAGGCAGAUGUUCCAGACUAUAGAUUACUUAAGAAACAGGAUCUCUUCCCAGGCACAGUGUACAGGUUCAGAGUUGCUGCAAUUAAUGGUUGUGGUGUUGGCCCCUUCAGUAAAGUCAGUGAAUUCAAGACUUGCAUUCCUGGUUUUCCUGGAGCUCCUUCAACUGUCAAAAUCAGCAAGAGCGUAGACUGUAUUCAUCUUUCUUGGGAGCCUCCUGCUUCACCUUCUGGAAAUAUUUUAGAAUAUUCUGCUUAUUUAGCAAUCCGUUCCACACAGUUACAGGAAAAUCCAAAUCAGCUUGUGUUUAUGAGAAUAUACUGCGGUCUUAAAACCUCUUGCACAGUGACUGCUACCCAGCUCUCCAAUGCUCACGUUGAUUAUACGUCCCGGCCUGCUAUAGUGUUCAGGAUUUCUGCCAAGAACGAGAGAGGAUACGGACCGGCCACACAAGUCCGAUGGCUUCAAGAUAUGAAAACAUCAAGCUCCAAGUAGAAACAGCAGCAUAAGUUUCGAGUUUUGAAUGUAGUGUUUAAUGUAACUCUUGUACUAUUUGUAAAUGCUACAAAUAUUUUAUUUUUGCAUUGUUUUUUUAUCUUUAAAAUUAUAUAACCUUUUUUUACUUUUGAAACAUCAACGUUAUAUGGCCUUGCUCAGGUAUAACUACCAUAUAAUAGAGAAUUAAUUAUAUUAAAGUGGAUGGAGUGGAGGCCCAUACUCUAUCCAGUAGCCCUUUCUGAUAGUUUUAGUUAAAAUUUUCAU